CUGACCAUGGUUGGUUGCUACGCGUCUGAGGUUAUGUCGGAUAGGUCGGUGUUUCAUAAUUGAUUGGCAUUUUUUGCAGUUCGCCGCUGAGGAUGCUUUUACACAAAUUAAUACCGUGCAAAUGAAAAAGUUUUUGCUUGUUGUACUCAGCCUCAAUCGACCUGUUUACAAGCGCCGGUAUGGCGACCGCUCCUCCUGUUCUCGAGAGCGAAACUCACGCGGAGCUGCAUCUCGUAUAACGGCAACCCUGUCAGUGUGAUAGCAACCUCUAGAGGAGCCACUUCAAGCGCCUCUACCGAUAACAGCAGCGGCACGAACCCUUCACACUGACAGCAAGAUGAAAGGAAGGAACACCAGGAAAACGCAGGUGGACUCGGCCAGGAGUUGGGCCGUAGCUGCAGCAUGCUGCUGGAUCAACAUCUUCACCUUUGCCUUGGUACGGUCGGCGGCUGUAAUCUAUGUGCUCGUUCUUCAAGCUUACGACGUGAACAGGGAACAGGCGGCCUGGCCUGUCAGCUUAUCGGGCAUCUGUUAUUGUUUGAUGGGGCCCGUAGCUGGGGUUCUGGCAAGGUACAUCGACAUCUGGAAGCUGUCCCUGGUGGGAUGCAUUCUGGGUUCUCUGGCUGUCGUCGUUUGCUUCUUUGCCAAGGGCCUCAUCUUCUUGGCCGUCUUCUUGGGAAUUGUGCACGGUACCAGCAUCGGCCUUCUGGCACUCUGCAGCGUAGUCAUCAACCAGUACUUCAACCGCUACCGCGCAACAGCAUCUGGAAUCAGCAACGCAGGCUUCACCGUCGGUGGCCUGAUCUUCCCUCCCUUAAUUCAAGCCCUGUUCGACAAGUACGGGAUACGCGGAACCUUCUUAUUGGUUGGAGCUCUCAUGCUAAACUCAACAGCGGCGGCACUGUUACAGCGUUACCCUCCAGACCAGGGAUCGACAAGACCUACUGGUCAUCAACAAGCUUCUGAUCAUCAUAUGAAGCGGCUACUUGUGGUGUGUGCCAAAUCGGAUGACAAUGAAUUGAAUGGUGGAACGGAAGCGGUUGUUAACAACAACAGAAAUGGUUGCCCAGGAGUGCAGUUAGUGGAAGAUAUCGGAUAUGACCGUGGUGUCACUUGUGGUGCUUCGGGACGGGACAUCUUCCAUGGCUCUGUGUUGUGUCCCGGACCGGACGUGCUACAGGACGUUAAGAAGCAUGACGACAGGGCUCUCCCAGAGCAAGACGUGCUAUGUGACACCGCUGCAUGCAGAGACAUCAGGAAGGACAACUGCGUUGACACCAUAAGGACAGACCUUAACACAGCAAGUGAGGACAAACCGGAUACCUCUGCAGUAGAUACCAACUCCAAUGAAAACGCAGGGAUCGUAGCAGAAAACAAACCUAACAUUGACCAGGAAGACGCGCCAUUCCUAGACCAGCCAUCCGCCACGUCGCCUUCCCUCUUGAAACGUGCGUACGAAGACCCAUGUACGAAGACGAAACCGGAAAACUUCUUGUCGUUUCUCUUGGUCCCGAAGUUCUAUCUCAUCACUCUUUCAUUCGCCCAAAUUCUGAGCACAAUGACAACGUACAUGACAGUGAUCGUCGACUUCGCAACCGAUCGCAACGUUGACCGCUGGAAUGCCGUCUUUCUGAUCUCGGCCUACACCAUUGCAGACUUGGUAGCACGGUUAGGAUCCGGUUGGAUAACGGACAGGGGACUCCUGUCGAGGAGCACCAUGAUGGGUUCUCAUCUUUUUAUAUGGGGUGUCACACUGUAUUUGACGCCAGCGUGCAACGAGUACUACUAUCAGCUGACGUCAUCCGUGGUGUGCGGAUGGUGCAACGGUUGUACACUGAUAUUAAUCGCAGUCCUGUUCAUGGAACUAGUGGGCAUUGAGAAACUCGGAGUGUGCUUCGGGGUUGCGACCUUCUUAACGGGGCUAUUGGGACUUGCAAGACCUGCUAUCAUAGGUUAUUUCCGCGACUCUAGAGGCGACUACGAAGGACUCUUCAACUUACUUGGUGGACUCGCCGUGUCCGUGGCAUUUGUCUGGCUGUGCCUUUCCGUGAAACACAGAUGCGAGGCGAGAUUGCGUAAACUCAAAAGUGGCGUCACCGACGGCAUUGUCACACUAAGUGACAAACCAUCUAAGAUGACAAACCCGUGAUUCAAAGAUAUAUUGUGCCAAUCGUGCCCUCCUGCGUAUUCUUCUUAGGUGAAUUGAGCAGCGACGUCAGCACAGUGAAGAUAUGAAGACUACAUAAACUUUUGCUCUAAAAAAUAGUUUUAUGCAUGCUGUAUCGCCCAGCGCGCAAAUGCCGAAGUGUGCGCGUCUGCAGAAGUCGUCUUUUCGAUCUCGUGGAUGCAAGGGUUUCUUGCAUGAUGAAACAUAGGUCUUCUCCAAAUUAACGGUGCGUAGUUUGAUGUGACCUAUCAUCAGAGGUAUUUUCCAUGAAGAUGUUCAUAAACAAGAGUGAGCGGUGCCUGGUCUGCCACAUCUACGUGAACUGCCCCAAGGUAAUAUCGUAAACUGCAGAGGCUGAGUGGGGGAAAAGGAACAGGGUCCUUUGAGACAAAGGUGCGACCUCAGAAGGACGGAUAUAUAUGACAUGUCCGCAAAGCCACGGUGCUAAUACAACAGCAUGUUGUUUGCCAGGCAAGGGAGCGCUUAGUACUUGCUCAAACACCACAGCAGCGAGACUACAUGUGGCGACAGCAAAAUUGCUUGUUGUGCUUGUGUGUGGCUGACUUCUUCCUGUGCUCAACAUUGUUGAUGUCGUCAACGCACCCAACUUUUAGGUAUGUCUCAUGCGCCAAUAGACCUCCAGCAUCUAUGCCUCGACGUUACCCAGAAUGCCAUUUCAUCGUAUAAGCUGGUGCGGUCCACGGAGCAAGACAGGGCGUAGAAGCUGGAAGCUUCGCGUGCAUAACUUCAGCGUGAUCGUACGAACGCGCAUCCGCAGGGAAACCAUCUCGGUUGAUCCUGAGGUUGCUUUACGUCUUCCACUAGUGUCGUGGCCUUUUAUUGGGCUUCGAAUCAACCUUACGACUUAAUAUAUACGCUGAAAAUAGUUUUGCCUUAGGGUGGCCGUUCAACUGUUAUACGGGCGUUUCCCUGGAACUUUUUAUUUUCUAACAGUGAGAUGAAAUAAACAUAUAGCG
Ornithodoros turicata is the source of this 3144-nucleotide messenger RNA. RefSeq lists its product as uncharacterized. The transcript is spliced from 5 exons. Lineage: Eukaryota; Metazoa; Arthropoda; Arachnida; Ixodida; Argasidae. Gene Ontology annotation, cellular component: membrane. Gene Ontology annotation, molecular function: monocarboxylic acid transmembrane transporter activity. Bases 338 to 2149 code for a protein of 603 amino acids. Gene Ontology annotation, biological process: transmembrane transport. The record is from RefSeq and is a predicted model, not a curated record.